CUACUCAUGUAUUGUAACCCAAGCAUUAAAAUACUCAUCCGCAUUUACAUUUUCGUAAUUUCUGGUCGACGUACCACGUGACAUGAUUUCCUGGUCCGAAGUUAUUAAAAUUUCUCCAUUUUCAUUUCCUUCCAUCAUGGAUGCGCCGUUGAACCCUCCGGCACGAAUACAGCCUUUCUCAGUGACAUCAAUCUCAGCCAGGAGCACCCAAAAGCAAAUUGACGCUUUUAUGAGCGAGUUCCAAGCUCGUACGACGGCGGGGCAGGGAAUCAACACGGCUGUGACAGUUCAGUUGCAGAACUUGCGGGAUGCGCUGCAUGAGGAGCAUGAGAGGAAGAAGAAGUAGAUCAAGCGUGUUUUAUUUGCAACCCUGCUUUUGUUUCCUUCUACUCGAUGUUUUACACCUGCUUUUCUAAUAGAGCAUUUUUCAAGCAUCGUUCCCCCAGACUCCCCCCAAUAUGAAAUCUGAGAUAACAUGAAUGGAUCUACUACUAAAUUAUAGAAUCCCGCCUCUGGCGA
Desarmillaria tabescens is the source of this 519-nucleotide messenger RNA. RefSeq lists its product as uncharacterized. NCBI's taxonomy places the organism in Eukaryota, Fungi, Basidiomycota, Agaricomycetes, Agaricales, Physalacriaceae. The coding region runs from base 83 to 346 and encodes 87 amino acids. The record is from RefSeq and is a predicted model, not a curated record. The transcript is spliced from 2 exons.